Orbilia oligospora ATCC 24927 is the source of this 1410-nucleotide messenger RNA. RefSeq lists its product as uncharacterized. The coding region runs from base 1 to 1410 and encodes 469 amino acids. The record is from RefSeq and is a predicted model, not a curated record. Gene Ontology annotation, cellular component: COP9 signalosome. The transcript has 5 exons. Gene Ontology annotation, biological process: protein deneddylation. NCBI's taxonomy places the organism in Eukaryota, Fungi, Ascomycota, Orbiliomycetes, Orbiliales, Orbiliaceae.
AUGUCUGACGAUGAUUUCAUGAUGGACUCUGGUGGUGAGGAGGAGGACUACGACUUCCAGUACGAAGAAGACGACGACGAAGAGUCCGGCGACGUCGACAUCGAAAACAAAUACUACAAUGCCAAACAGAUGAAACAAACCGAUCCCGAAGAUGCCAUCGUCGAAUUCCUAGGUGUCGUAGCCCUGGAGCCCGAAAAGGGAGACUGGGGUUUCAAAGGUCUCAAACAGGCCAUAAAGAUCGAAUUUAAGCUUAAGGACUACGAUGCUGCCGUCGACCACUACAAAGAACUCCUCACCUACAUCAAAUCCGCCGUCACCCGUAACUACUCCGAAAAAUCAAUAAACAACAUGCUAGACUUCAUCUCCCUCUCGAAUGAUCCCGCAGAUAUGGUCUGUAUGGAGAAAUUCUACGCUUUAACCCUCGACUCCUUCCAAGGUUCUGCCAACGAACGUCUAUGGCUCAAGACAAAUAUCAAGCUCGCCCGUCUAUGGUUGGACCGAAAAGAAUAUCAAAGACUGAGCAAGAGUAUCAAAGAGUUACACCGUGCUUGUCAAAGGGAAGAUGGGUCGGACGAUGCUUCUAAGGGUACAUACUUAUUGGAGGUUUAUGCGUUGGAGAUUCAGAUGUUGUCUGAGCAGAAGAAUAAUAAACGGCUGAAGGGAUUGUAUAAUAAGUCUCUUGCUGUCAAGUCUGCUGUACCACAUCCCAAGAUUAUGGGUGUUAUCAGAGAAUGUGGCGGGAAGAUGCACAUGAGUGAAGAAAACUGGAAGGAAGCACAAAUGGACUUCUUUGAAGCUUUCAGGAACUACGACGAAGCCGGCUCAAUGCAACGUUACCAGGUUCUCAAAUACCUCGUCCUCACCAGCAUGCUUGUCAAGUCCGAAAUCAACCCCUUCGACUCCCAGGAAACCAAACCAUACAAAUCCGACCCCCGCAUCGUCGGCAUGACCGACCUCGUCGACGCUUACCAACGCCAAGACAUCAAAAACUACGAACUAAUCCUCCAAAAACACAAAGACCAAAUCCUUGACGACCCUUUCAUCCGCGAACACAUCGACGAAGUCACUCGAAACAUCAGAACCGAAGCUUUACUCAAAUUAAUCAAACCCUUCACUCGUUUCACCCUUGCAUUUAUUGCAAAGGAAUUACAGAUUACGGUUGAAGAAGUUCAAGAUAUCUUGGGCUUUUUGAUAUUGGAUAAGAAGGUCCAUGGGAAGAUUAAUGCGAAUAACGGGACGGUAGAGAUUUCGAGUAGAUCUGAUGUGGAGAGAAUGGAGGCUAUGCAGGAGUGGAGUGCUAGUUUGGGAUUGUUGUGGAGUACGGUGUUUGCACCUGGUGAUAGCGGGAGAGGUGGUGGUGGUGGAGGUGGGGAAGAGAGUUCAGGAAUAGGUAGGGCUGUUUAUGUUUAA